Penicillium macrosclerotiorum is the source of this 783-nucleotide messenger RNA. RefSeq lists its product as uncharacterized. Gene Ontology annotation, biological process: nucleolar large rRNA transcription by RNA polymerase I. Gene Ontology annotation, molecular function: RNA polymerase I cis-regulatory region sequence-specific DNA binding. Bases 1 to 783 code for a protein of 260 amino acids. Gene Ontology annotation, cellular component: RNA polymerase I upstream activating factor complex. The record is from RefSeq and is a predicted model, not a curated record. The transcript has 2 exons. Lineage: Eukaryota; Fungi; Ascomycota; Eurotiomycetes; Eurotiales; Aspergillaceae.
AUGUCCUACGGAAAGUCGCUCAGUCAGAGCCAGAACGCUUUCGUCGUACCCCCCAGCCAGCCGGAGGAGGAGCCUUUGGAAACCGAAUCCAGACACUCCAAACGCCGGUUCAACUCCAGUCUUUACGAUGCCGUAGCAGGCCGGGUAAAUCAGCGAGGGUUUCACCCUGCGGCAGCCUUUGCCUCGCGCUAUCGAGACACGGCCUCUUCGGGAGCUCGAAGCCUCCGCCCGGAGGAGGUUCUCGCUCGCGCACAGAAUUAUCCCACCAAACAUCAACGCUUGGCAUCUGCCGGGGAAGGAGAUGCAUAUUUCGCGCAUGAGAGGCUACCGUCGCAUCUGGUUCUGCCAGACUCCAGCACCCUCGAGGCCGUUCAUGCCUACGCGGCCGACUUCUACGAAUAUGCGACGGACGACCACGGGCUCCAUGACCACCAAAGCAUGGAUGAGACUGCUUUGAUCGCCAUGGGAAUUCUGGUGGAAGAAAUGGCUAAAGAAGUCCUUGGAGAAACCGGGGAUUUGGUCCUUGUGGAAGGAGAAGAAGUACCGGAAGCGCCCCAGGAACGCCCGCAGGAAGACGACGAGACAGGUGCUCACAGUGACGCUACCACCAUUUCACAGCUGGGUGAACCAAGCCGACGACGAAAACGAAUGAAUGUGGGUGCCACCAGCGACAUGGCUACUUCGCAAGAGAAUCCAAAGAGUGUGCAACGGACGGCCAAGCGCCGCAAAUUGGGAAAUAGAGUAUCCAUUGCCGACGCAGAAUCUGGAGAGGACGAAAGAUGA